CUACGUAUACGGGCGUGUCUGCAAUCAUUCCUGUGACACGGUUGCACAUGCAAUCAACAGGAUUGAAGGAGGUGUUGGAGCUUGUGUCUUUUCAAGCGGAAUGGCUGCCAUUAGUAACACAAUCCUGGCACUUAUAAAGAGUGGUGAUCACAUUAUUGCCCCUGAUCCAGUUUAUUCUGGAGUCUAUGCCUUCCUGAAGCAAAUCAUUAAUAUCUAUGGAGUGGAAGUGACGUAUGUACCAUCAGGGGACCUGGAUGCUUACAGGAAGGCAAUUAAACUAAACACAAAGAUUUUCUAUGGAGAAACACCAACAAAUCCAGUCUUGUCACUGUUAGACCUGAAAGCCUUUGCUGACAUUGCUAAAACUGUUCCUGGUGCUAUCAGCAUGUGUGAUUCUACAUUUGCCAGUCCAAUCCUACAAGAUACUCUAGGAGCAGGCAUAGACAUUGUCUUCCAGAGUUGCACAAAGUAUCUUGGAGGUCAUAGUGAUUUGCUUGCAGGAUCCAUGUGCACCUCAGAUCCAGAUCUAUUCUUCUAUCUGUCAGAGCAUCAGAAGAUUACUGGCAACAUCAUGUCUCCCUAUACUGCUUCUAUCUUACUACGAGGAAUCCGUACUCUACCAAUACGGAUGGAGAAACACAGUGAUAAUGCACUACAGGUCGCAAAGUUUCUUGAAGCUCACCCGAAGAUAUCCCGAGUGUUCUACCCUGGAUUGCCAUCCCAUCCCGAUUAUGAAGUAGCUAAGAAGCAGAUGAAGAAAUUCAGUGGAAUGGUAGUCUGUGAUAUUAAGGAUGGAAUGCAGGCUGCUAAGACAUUUGUCCAGGUGAGGUUAAGGGUGAUAGAGAAAAAACUUGCUCGUAAAUAAUGAUUAUGAUAAUCU
Molecule: messenger RNA, 880 nt
Organism: Lytechinus pictus (painted urchin)
Lineage: Eukaryota; Metazoa; Echinodermata; Echinoidea; Temnopleuroida; Toxopneustidae
Product: cystathionine gamma-synthase-like
Exons: 6
Coding region: 101-865 (254 amino acids)
Biological process (GO): transsulfuration
Cellular component (GO): cytoplasm
Molecular function (GO): pyridoxal phosphate binding; carbon-sulfur lyase activity
Source: RefSeq, a predicted model, not a curated record